UCGAGAUGGGCGACCUUGUCGAAGAGGCGUGUCUACGAUGCGCCCGUGCAUAUCACUCGAUAACACGUAAUUCGCAUUAGCCUAAUUGAGAAAUUAUCUUUUCAUGAUUCAACAAUCGGCAAUAAGCGCAACGUGACGUGGCAAAUUAUGCGAGGCGAUAUUAAAAAGAUGGCAAGAGAUAACCAUAUUGCGCAAUGUUGCGGGAUACGAGGGAGUGAUGAAUUGACCGGCAUUGUUGGAGUGUCAUUAUCGUCGGUAGUUAUACGCGGCGCUACGCGACGAGAGGAGUGCGGCAGUGGCUCCAUAUAUAAACGGAUGCAACGAAUCAUGAUUCGUAAUUUCUACCGAGUAACGUCGCCGUUAGCUCUGCGGGGGAACGGGACGCGCAUGAAGCACACCAUGGCUGGUAUUCUGACGGAGCGCGUGCCCUUUUCGAGAGAUUUCCUGUUUCGCCAGCUUUUCGAUCCAGUGUCCAGUACGUACACGUAUUUGCUGGCCGAUGUCAACGAUAAGGAAGCGAUUCUGAUCGAUCCGGUCAUCGAAUGGGCCGAUCGUGACAAAACAAUCGUCGAGGAGCUGGGAUUAACGCUGAAAUACGCCCUGAACACGCACAUGCACGCGGACCACAUUACUGGAACGGGCCGACUGAAGCGCCUGUUGCCCGGCUGCAAAUCCAUGAUAUCGCGCAGCAGCGGCGCCGAGGCGGACGUGCUCCUGGAGCCGCAUGAUCAAGUCCAAUUCGGCAGGCACCAACUGAGAGUACUGCCCACUCCGGGUCACACCGAAGGUUGCGUCACGUAUGUUUGCGACGAGCAGGCAAUCGCGUUCACGGGUGAUGCGCUCCUGAUACGGGGAUGCGGAAGAACUGAUUUUCAGGGCGGAUCCGCCGCGAUCCUGUACAAAUCCGUUCACGAGAUGAUCUUCACGCUGCCGCGAAAUUACCGGCUAUACCCCGCACACGAUUACAACGGCAGAACCGUCACCAGCGUGGCCGAGGAGGUAGCCCUUAAUCCCAGGCUGUCCAAGUCGUUGGAGGAGUUCAUCCGAAUUAUGAACAACCUCAACCUGCCUUAUCCCAAGAUGAUCGAUAAAGCUGUACCGGCCAACAAAGUUUGCGGUCUAUACGAGGUGGAAGAAGAAAAGGGCGAACAAUGAAAAUUAUUGACAGCGUUGCAGCGCCGAUGCACUAGCACGCUAGUAUUGUAAUUCUACACAACUCUAUUAAUAAUACAUGGUCCUGAUAGUUAAGGUUUACAUGUCACGACUAGCGAGGAUUAUUCCCGAUUUUAACCCUGUCGAUAUUAUUAACCCUAAUCGAUAUUCGCGGGUCCAGCGAACUUUUUUUUCAAUUAAGCGCUAAAACUCCAAAUAGCGUUGUAAAAAAUUGUUUAUAACAAAUAUAUUUUUCAAACUCAACUUUACGUAAUUUUAAAUUGCAAUAAUCUUAUUCUUCGGAUUUUUACCUUUAAGAUGAAAAAGAAAUGAUUCAACUGCGUUAAUUUUAAAGCAACGAUAGAGAUUAACUGAAAGUUUUAUCGGGUGAUUGAACCCGCGAAUAGGAACCCAGUUGAGGAAAUUUCGGAGUAAAUACCGAAGGUUAAUAAUAAAUGGAGGAAUAGUCACGUGUAUCUUAUUAGUUUUAACAGAAAGUAUUGAAAAGAAUGAUACAAGGCAUAUGUGAUAUUAUGAUAGAUAGUAAUUUUUAAUAUAUAAUUUACGUACACAUAA
Wasmannia auropunctata (little fire ant) is the source of this 1728-nucleotide messenger RNA. Its product is annotated as persulfide dioxygenase ETHE1, mitochondrial. The record is from RefSeq and is a predicted model, not a curated record. Gene Ontology annotation, biological process: hydrogen sulfide metabolic process; glutathione metabolic process. The transcript has 6 exons. Bases 148 to 1155 code for a protein of 335 amino acids. Gene Ontology annotation, molecular function: sulfur dioxygenase activity. NCBI's taxonomy places the organism in Eukaryota, Metazoa, Arthropoda, Insecta, Hymenoptera, Formicidae.